GAAGCACGCUACAGUUGUAUGCGCAACGAACAAAGGACACGCGCCACCAGCAGAAUUGUCCUCAAUAGCCCGACCGCGCUUUUGCACGCUGUUAAGCCUAUAGCAGCAUUCAACACGGCUAGUUCGUGUGUCAAGUUUUGCGUGCUUGGUCUCAGCGGCUGAGCCAGUCUUAACGCUCACCUUAUCGUCCGCCUGCGCCUUAUCGGUGCCCAGGACCUCUUGAGAGCAUUGCCGGCCAUGCAAAUGGGCGCCUAAUGCGGCUCACAUAACGCUGUGGGCACAGCGUGUGCCCGUCUGCCGCCAGCGAGAGCUCAGCAAAUUCGGCCAUCGUCCACAGCGCUUGGGCCUGAGCAAUGAAGAGCCUUGCGGCCCACAAUAACACCACCACAACUGUAUUAUACAGGAGCUCCAGUCUUCUUUUACCAGUGCCUUGCACUGGCAGGGGUGGGCCCACUAGCACAUCGGGGAGGAAUUGCUCCGCCCCUGUCAGCGCCCGUGCAGGCGCCCGUCGCGGCGUGCACAAUGGGGCGGCUGCAGUACAUCCAGGUGGGCUGGACCUGCUUGACACGGCGGAGUCGAGCGCUGAACAGCUUACGCCACGGCGCCUGUUAAAUCGACGGAUAAAAAGCUGCCUCUCGCCGGCACAGCUGGCUGGCCUGGUUCUGUCGGAAGUUGGAAACUUCGACCAGCAGAAUGCCUCGCACGCACUGUCGAGGUUGGCGAAAAUGUACCGCGGGCGACGACGGAAUAGCCAUCAGCACUCGCGCGGCAGCGACGUCGACCGCGCCCGCGCCGCGGCGGAGCUGCGGCCAGCGGUGGAGGCGCUCACCAAACGCAUGCACCAGCUCAUAGGCAACUAUGACUCCUGGGACACGACGCUGUCUUUGUGGGCGUACGCGCAGCUAGACCACUACGACGAGGGUGCGCUGCGUGCGCUGUGCGACGCGGCGGUGGAGGUGGCGCCCAUCUUCAAGCCGGUGGACUGCGCCAACGCCGUGGUGGCGUUCGCGCACCUGGACUACGUGCACCCCGAGCUGCUGCGGCAAAUCGUGCAGACGGUUCUGGACACGCUUGAUGACUACGCGCCCGGCGAGGUGUGCCAGGUGCUGUGGGGGUUUGCGCGGCUGGGCGUGCACCCCGGCCCCGCCUUCCUGGCUGAGGUUGUGGACGCCGUUCAGUGGCGGCUGCAGGGCUACGGCACGCAGGAGCUAGGCAUGGUGCUGUGGGCGCUGGUGCGGCUGGGCUACAAGCCGGGGCCACGUUUCCUCCGCGACGUGGAGUCGGUGCUGCUGGCGCGCCUGCCGCACAUGGCGCCCGGGGACAUCGCCAUUACCGUGUGGUCCUUUGCGCGCCUGCGCUACAAGGCCGUCCGAUUCCUGGAUGAGGUGCCUGCCGCCGUGGGCCCGCAGCUGCAUAAGUGCCGCAGCUCGGAGCUGUGCAGCCUCAUAAGCGGCUUCGCCACCGCGCAUCACUACCACAAGAGCCUGCUGGACGCGGUGGCUGACGUGCUGCUGUCGCGGCUGGACGGCCUGAGCCACCACGAGGUGGCCACGGCGCUGUGGACCUUCGGCACCUUCCGCCACCGCCCCGCGCACCCCGACUUCGCCAAGCAGGUGGCGGCGGCGCUGUACGCGCGCAUGCGUAGCUUCAGUCCGCAGGGCCUGGCCAUGGUAGUGAAGGCGCUGGCGCAGCUGCAGUGGCGCUCUGAGCCGCUCAUGGAGCAGCUGAUCGCGGCGGCCGAGGCCAAGCUUAACGCCUUCAAGCCGCUGGAGCUGUCGCAGCUGCUGUGGGGCCUGACGGCGCUGCAGUGCCGCGACCUGCACAUCUACUAUGCGGUGGUGCGCCGCUGCAUCGCCAUCCUCAAGGACCCGGCCCACCCGCACUACCGCACCAUGACGCACCACCGCGUGGUGAACAGCGUGCUGGGCAGCUGCCAGCAGCUGGGCUACGUGCCCUGGACGCUGAUCGACUUUGCGGAGAGCAAGGGCAUCCGCGUGCGCCAGCCCGACAUCCUCAGCAGCCGAGACGAGGACGACGAGGGCGUGCCGUACUCGCACCAACAGCAGCAGCAUGCUGACGCCGUCGAAGGGUGCGGCCACGACAGAGCUGAACAGCCUUGGGGGGCGAGCACAGGCAGCAGCAGUAGCAGCAGCCGGCGGCACCAGCGCUGUGCGGAGGAGGAGGCGCUGUGGGCGGAGGCCGAGCGCGCGCACUCGCAGCAAGUGGCGGCGGGCAACAGCAGCAGCGACGCCGCUAUGGCCAGCGCCCCUGACGCGGUGGUGCUACUAGAGCAGGGCCUGAUCCCCCAUGUGUCUUCCUCGGCAGCGGCGGACGCCAGCCACGAGGCGGCGGCGGUGCACGCGGCGGCGCAGGGCGAGUACCGGGCCCUGCAGCAGCCCAAACCGCAGCCGCUAGCCAUGCUAACAGAGCGCGGCAGCCGGCAUGCGACGGGCAUGAUUGUCUUGGCGGGCGCCGCGGCGGUCGUGGCUGGCGAGGGUGUGUCGGCGGGUGAUGCCGAGCAGCAGUCCGCAAUGUCAGCACCAAACGUUGCGCAACUGCAGGAAUCGGCGCCAGCCGCAGCUGCACUGGACGGCAGCAAUAGCGGCAGCAACGGUGCCAAGGUGCUGUCGCCUCGCCCCCGGCUGGGGUCGGCGCGGCGAGGCGGGCCGGUUGUUGCUGGUGACGCCAGCCCCAAGGGUGCCAGUGCGCAUGUGGCUGUGCCGGUGGAUAGCGCGGCGCCAAGCGGCGCGAGGGCCCGGGCUCUGUUCAGCGACCCCCGGCGUGACAGCCCGUACAAUGUGGGCAUGGUUGCCGCCACGCCGCUAACGUUUCAACGCUGAAGGCAGCUCCCAGGUUGACACAAGUACUUGCGUUGCAGUCAUGGCAUUCAUGCAAUCUGCUGAAGCGACGUUGGGCGGUGGCUCAGAAGGUUUCUGGUUAUGGCACGAGCAUGCAAGAAGGGCGUUACAUGUAUACGACUAGUCCCGCGCACUGGCGCGGUACACAUGUUCACGGUUUCCACGCUGGGGAACAACACAAAGGCAGGUGCAGCGCCCCGGCAGCAGAUUGGGUUUGAUUGUGAGCGUAGGUGGGGACAGCAAGUCCUGCUGUGCAAAUCUGUCGUUGAGCACGCAUGCGCUGGCAUGGUGGUCUUGGCGGGCGCCGCGGCGGUCGUGGCUGGCGAGGGUGUGUCGGCAGCGAAUGCCGAGCAGCAGUCCGCAAUGGCAGUUCCGUAGGGUUUGACCUGUAAUAGUUACGGUUUCCAAUCUUUAAACAAACAUACUUGUGAAGCCAGGGCAUGCAUUAGUGCUGCGCCCGAAAGAGCACGAACCCCAGACCCCAGCCUCCUAUGGCUGCUCCCCGACCGGAGCUGCUGGAGGGCGGUGACGAAUUGUGGCACCAAUCUCAAGAGGCAGCUCGGGAAGCAGGCGGCGCAGGCUGCGGUGGCGGGAUCGGCAGCGGCGGCUGCGCAGCCGAGGGUGUGGCUGGCACUGCGGAGGUGUGUGAGCGUUGGCGCUUGCAAGGGGCCGGGCAGCAGACUUCGCAGCGUCAAUGACAACUGUGGGCCUUGCUGUGGGCGGCAGCUGCUGGUGCCGCCGUGCCACACCGCAAUGGUUACAGGCGCCCAAGCCUUGCGCCGCCGGGCGCCGGCCUCGGUGGCGCUGCCGGCUGCAAGAGCGACGAGCCGGCAGAGGACAGCGACGAGGAGGAGGACAGCGACUCUUGAGCGUUGAGGUGGAGCUGUUGUGAGGUGGCCUGUUCUCACGUGGUGGCCUCACCUACUCCUGUAACCGCAGCAUAAG
This is a messenger RNA of Chlamydomonas reinhardtii, 3803 nucleotides long. RefSeq lists its product as uncharacterized. Bases 354 to 2840 code for a protein of 828 amino acids. Gene Ontology annotation, molecular function: RNA binding. The transcript is spliced from 11 exons. Gene Ontology annotation, cellular component: ribonucleoprotein granule; mitochondrial matrix. NCBI's taxonomy places the organism in Eukaryota, Viridiplantae, Chlorophyta, Chlorophyceae, Chlamydomonadales, Chlamydomonadaceae. Gene Ontology annotation, biological process: chloroplast rRNA processing; regulation of mitochondrial mRNA stability; mitochondrial RNA processing. The record is from RefSeq and is a predicted model, not a curated record.